This is a messenger RNA of Anneissia japonica, 10271 nucleotides long. RefSeq lists its product as uncharacterized. Bases 248 to 2860 code for a protein of 870 amino acids. The transcript is spliced from 3 exons. The record is from RefSeq and is a predicted model, not a curated record. NCBI's taxonomy places the organism in Eukaryota, Metazoa, Echinodermata, Crinoidea, Comatulida, Comatulidae.
CUAAUAUAUUCUUCAAUAGAGUGUGAUAUACAAUACAUAUAGUUCUGAUGCAUUUUAAUUUACAUUUGCGAAGUGUUCUGUCGUAUUCUGAUUCGUGCAAUGAAAAGGCUUUUUACUGGACUGGAUGGAUGCUGCUAGCCUAGGCCCAGGGCAUAGCCUGACUAGCCUAGCCACUGACUGCUGUAAGGCCAGGCCUAGAAAUAAUGGAACCUUAAAAUGAUCCACACUUCCAUCGUCAUUUGACAUCAUGACAUCACCGCCUAAGAAAGGUAGCGAGUCGUUUGCUGAAGUUACUGUCAUCGAUUCACAGUAUAACCAUUUCCGUGACUAUGUAGACAUCAUUCGCGUUUACAAAUGCAAACUCUGCCCAUUUUGCAGCCCUCUCGAACAUGUCAUUACAAGCCAUAUGUCAGAGGUGCACUUCCCGCGACGAUGCUUCCUUUGCAAGCAGUGUCUUUUCGUCUUUGAAAGUCGGGAACAGCUGAUUGAGCACAUCGAAGCAGGACACGGUUUGCAGUCAUUGAACUUCAGCUUUGGCGAACCGACUUCUCACUGUAGCCAGACACAAGCACCACGUCUGGGCAGUACUGUUCAAGGUGAGGAGAGGUCAGGAAGGAAGGCGUUGGAUGAUGGGGGCGUUAAUGGCCAAUCGGUAACCUCAAGUACAAGUAAUCUUGCUAACAUUCCAGAUGAUCCUGCCUCAAAUCAGCCAAAUCAAAAAGAUGAUUUAUCUGAAAGCCCUGGUCUCAGCAAUGAAAUUGUCCUACGGCGGCCACCUACAGUGUCACCAGAACCAUCACCUGUAUCACACACCUCAUCUUCAAACUUGUGUACAAGCAGCAGCCAAGAGAGUCAAGGUAGGCAUCAUGAUAAAACCAAUUCUGGACAACUGAUGGGCUUAGGCGUUCGUAAGAUGUUGCAACGACGCCAUAGCCUGGGCGGUAGUCUUCCUAACUCUGAACUGCGAGUGGGUUUCUUUAGCCAACCUUUUAAGGAAGAACCAAUCAGCCCGGUGCUAUGCUCAAAGACUAAUGAAUCUUUAACUGGAACCAACCAACAGGAGGUUCGACCUGUUAUGAGGGAUGUAACCCCGGCUGAUAGUUUGGCAGACUCGAGUGAAUCAAAGAAAAGGGAUUCAAUAUCAAGGAACAGUGUGGUGUCUUGUCCGGAAGAAAUGGAUUUAAGAUCAAAAGACUCUGAGCUUUCAAUAGCUUUGCCACCUCAACGUGAUGUGGCUGUAGUUCGUGGAAUUCCAUUCCGCCCAGAAACUGCAGAAAACGUUACAGUUAAACAGGAAAAAAUGAUAUCCAGAGAGAACAUGGAACUUGAAUUAAUAGAGAAAGGAAGUGGCUCACCAUCUCUAGAGGAUCAAAAAGAAUCAAGUGAUUCACCUGAUUUAACAUUUAAUGAGACAUUUUCAAGAGUGCAGGCACAGCCUGAGACUCUACCCACUCUUGAGCUUGGAGUACAUCGAAGGUCAGACCCACGAACAGAUCCGAAGCUUGACACAAGAACUGAGCCACAUAUAUACCAAAGAGAUAAGCCUCCUGCAUCCUUAAGAGAUAUAGUUAGUCAUGUCAUGGAGAAACAUCGUCAUAAUAAUGUGGCUACAGGGCGACCAACUGAAAAUCACAUUAAGACUCCACCUCAAACCUCAGUUGAAUUUCCAGGGAAUACAGCUCCAGGAAUUGAGUAUCAUGGGUCUACCAAGACUAGGCCUAGAAGCUACAGUAUAACUGAAGGGGAAAUUCCGAACUUCCAUGAUCAUCAAGAUGAUUUGUUAGAUAGUUCUAAAGAAGGAUUAAGGAGUGAUUUACAUGGUCAUCCGACUGACCAUAAGCAGUAUAGAGGUGGUCCACCUAAUCCAAGAAUGCCCCUCUGGUACCAUUACCAUCAGCAAUCCCUGGAAAGAGAGCAAGGAAAGUAUCCAAGGAUGGUGCCUUGGGCGUAUCCUGGACACUUCCCCGGAGGUAAUCAAUCGCAGAACUCUAGCAUAGGUAAGAUUACAGCACCACAGUCAUCAGAAGAGUCUGUUCUGUAUCGCUACUUGCGUAACCCUCAUCCACACAUGAAACGUAGAAGGAACUCUAUUGGUGUUAUGAACCCUGUGGAAGCAGCCAGGGUUGGACUACCUUGGCCCCCCCAGUUACCACCAAAUGAAAUGAUUUCAAGAUUUGUGCCUCCAUCGCAGCCUCACAUGCCAUGGGGUGCAGUGCCAGGAUACAUGCAAGCAUAUGGACUUCCUCCAAUGGGAGAUAAAGUAAACUCUCCGAAUUCAAUCGCAAAACAUGGAAGCCAGGUGUCACCAAAUAGGUAUGGAGAGUACUUAGCUGACAUGGAGAGAAAGGAAGGCAACAAGUCUAAUAACUCUGAUCAGACCAGCAGUGAAGGAACACAGGACUUAGCUCAGGUGGAUGACAUCACUAGGCAAGUGAAUAGUGCCAUUAGGAGCACAGGAGGAUUCUAUGCCUCUGAACAAAAUGGUGGAGAAGGAGAUGAUGGCAAUCAUGAUUUUGAUGGCGAAGACGACGAAAAUCGAUCAGAUGAUGGCCGUAAGCGUAGUCGAAAAAGCACAUUCAAUAUAUACCGUGAAAUUCCAGAGCGGAAGCGAAAACUUGAUCGAGUAGAAGAAGAAAAGAUUAAAAAGAGUUACAAUGCUGAUGGAAGCUUUGAUUAUUUUACUCUGACUGGCUGGAAAGCCUACAAAUGUGACUUGUGUAAGAAACGUCGAUUCAAAACUGCAUCUGAGCUAGAGGACCACAAACGACUGAAACAUGGAAGUGAUUUAAACCAGAACUCGCGUAAACUGGUCUUUCAUUCAGUUCAUGUGGAAGAGAAUGAUUUUGAGGAGUCAAGCUAAGAAUUUUUAAACCAAACAUUUUAUGAAAAGAAAAAAAUUUAUGGAAAGGAAGUUUGAGAAUUGAAUACACAAUAGAGGGCAGUAUACAAAUCUGUUAUGAUUGGCUGAAUAGUAACCCAAAAAGACAAAGCAGGCAAGAGAAGGAUUGCUUUUUUUUCUGAAGAAUUUUCAUAAAUUACUGACAUUUUGAAGUAUAUAAUGGCUAUACCUUGUAAAUAUGUAAAUUGCUUCUGUAGAUAUAUGUGAAGCUUUGUUUUGAGAGCAGUUUUUUUUUUCAAAGCAGCUGUUUGCCAAUGUCUGCCAUACCAAAAAAGAGGAUUUUUUUCAAUCCAAAGUUUUAAAAGUUUGUAAAAUAUUUUGAAAGGACUGUAAAUUCACAUAUCGCUUUAAUAUUGUAGUACUGUACAUUUUCGAGCAUUUUUGCUUGAACAAUUGAACAAUAUGUUUGUGUCGAAGUAGUCAUGAAGUUAUGAAGCCAGAGAUUUUGAGAGAUGAAUGUUUUCAAUGACAAUUUUACGAAGGAUUUAUGAGUUGUACAAUUAAUUGCUAACAAGUGAGUUUAUAUAUACAGUAGUUGGAUUUGUUUUGAUGAUAAAAUAAGCAAAACAAGAGAGUUGGAGAAGGGAGUCUAGGUGAUGGCGAUUUGUUUUCAAGGUACAUACAAUUACUUUAAUGAUAACUAUUUAAUGAUGAAAAUUUCAUAUAAUAAUAACAUCAUUUAGUGUUGAUUUUGUCAUAAAAAAGGGCUUUGCUUGUAUUACCUAAUUCAGAUCAAAAAUACACAUUAUUUCUGUAGUGUUGUUGUUUGGGACAAAAAUCAUUUAAUAUUUUGUGGACGUAUUUACUGAACAUAAUGUCUAGUAACUGUACAAUUAAUUGUAUUUUUGAUUUAUGUUUGAAAAAAUUGGUGUACUGUACAAUUAAUAAAAAUGCUGUGGGAAUUGAUAGAACUAUAGUAAAUACUUAGUUCUGUGGUUUGUCUGCUAGAAAAUAAAUUUGAUUUAAACAGAUGUAGGAAAAAGCAGUGAAGAUGCAGGAGUGAUAGUUUUUAUGGUCAUGACAGGAGUCCCUAGUUGGAAGAAGUCAAUUCCAGGAGACACAUAAUAAAUUUUAUUUUGCUGCAUAUGGUGAACCAUUGGCACUGACUUCCAUGAGAAAAUCGAUAAUUAGUUAAUAAAAAUUAUGAAUAAUUAGUAAAAGGAUGAAAAUAUUAUGAAUUUUCGGGAGAUGGUUUAUUUUCCGUUAGGUUCUUGCUUGCGUGCGGGCGUCCGUCCCGAUUUUUGUGACACCAAACUUUCUGAAGACUUGGGACCCUUGUCUUGAUAAUAAGUAUACAAGUAAUUUUGGAAUUGUUUUGUUCGUUGCCCACCUUGCAUUUCUAUAAAUUAUCUCUAUUCCUAUUUCUAAAAUGGAUUGAACAAUUUCAUAAAAGAGCCAAUACUAUGACUUUUGAAAUCUCUGAUUAGUUUUUAAACAUCUUGUGUUCUUGCCUCGUUUAAUGCAUUGUAUGGAUACAAAAGAUCUAUGAAUGAAAAGUCUGGCUUGUAGAGAUACUGUACAAUAAGUACAGUUUAAGGCUUUACUCUACGUGGAAUUACUUACAAGUUUUCUGGUGAUUAAUGGUGUUUCAUAAGGCUGUGGAAUUUCAAAAGGGGCUAAUUUUUAUAAAAAGAAAUAUUGUAUUAACGAAUGAGAAGAACAAUUACAGAAUCUGUACAAUUGCUUGCCAGGAAACUUGCAAGUCUAAGUUUGCAUAAGGUAUAUCAUGAAUAAAUUUCCAAAAUUAUAUUUGACAUUUUUUAUGUUAUUAAGCAACUGAUUUAUUUUGUUUAUUUCUUAAAAUGAUUUGUUAUUCUGAACCCAACAAUCCACAAAAUUCACUCCAAAAUAUUUUACAAUGUUUUAUGUGUUUGUACUGUACACUAUACUUUUAAUUAAAGGGUUGCACUAGGAUUUGGCCGCUCCAGUGCCCCAAAGGUUGGCCAAUUUCUGCGACAGAUUUCCAAUGUCCCCAAAGGCGAGCUGAUCCCUCUGAAUUUCAAAGGCAAUAUUUCAUCCAUUUUAGAGUCUACUGAUACUGUAUGUAAAAAAUACAUUAUAUACUGUACAGUUUUCUCUCUCCUCGACUAAUCAGUGGAGGAUCAAGAAAUUCAAAAUUUUGUAUUUUUCUCCACAUUUUAAAAUAAUUUUGAGCAAUUUAGAGGGCUCGGGGCUGCUGGGCUUCACCUUCAAUCCGCCACUGCUGAAUUUUUUUUUCAGGCUCCGUCCUAAAGUUUUCUCUUGACUUUACCCCAAACUCGAUUAUUGUACACAGUUCUACGAUAGUCCACAUCUAUUAUGCAUUAUUUAUUUGUUUAUUAAUAUUUUUUUUUUUUUUACACUAAAAGAGAGAUAAACACAUUUAAUUAUACUGUAAGUUGACAGAGUGCACUAAGUUUAGGUAUGGAAUGCCAACAGAUAAAUAUUGUCAUACAAUCAUCAUCAUUGGCAUCCCAGUCUUCAAAGACUAUGCAUCAGGCACCCAUGGAGAGGGAUAUACAUUAUUUAUAAUUAUUUUGUCAUAAAAUAUGUAAAAAAAAAUGAAUUACAGAUUCGGUAAUUCAGAGAAUGCAUAAUAAAUUCAGCAGAAACUGGAACAUUGAAAUCUUUGACUUGAAUACACCUCGCUAUCAGUGAAAAAAAAUCAAUAUCAGUGAACAUAGAUGUCUUAUCCAAGAGUUAUUUUAAUGAAAAAUCCACCCAAUUUUUCACACUGUGGGAUUAAGGGCUUAGUUACAUCUGUGCUUCUAAAUCCCAUAAAACAUCUGUAAAGGAGUAUGAUUUGUUCAAUUUUAUGUAUUGUUAAAUUUUCAAUCAUUGGUUUGUUUUUUUUUUUUUUUUUUGUUUUUUUUUUUGGAUGAUAAGUAAUGGAUUCCUGAUUGAUGUUGGUUGAUCCUUAAUGGCUGUUUUUUUUAUAUACCAUACCUGUAGCUUCGGUUUGACCAAACUUAACCUACAUUCACAAGCUUUUUACAGAUCAUUAUUGAUCUAUCAGUAUCUUGUCCACAGAGGUUAUGCAGGUGUGGUGGAUACAUGGGGCCAAAGGAGCUAGGCCCUCUUCCCCCACAAAAAAAAAUAAAUAAAUAAAUUAAAAAAAAAAAAAAAAAAAGAGAAGCCCUGUAUUCCAAAAAAACUACAGUAAUUUUUAUAGAAAUUCCAUUUCCAUGUGCCAGUGUCUAUGGUCGAAGAUUAUAUAAUUGCAAGAGAUCCAACUACCCUGAUUUUGUAUGCACGCAAUGAAAAGUUUUAAAAAGCACUAACACGAGAUAGGGGGCGCCCUAUUAGAAUUCAAAUAAAGUUCGAAACUCUCCUCUUGAAGGAUGCUCUCCAGUUUGUGGUAGCACUUUUUGAAAUAGGAUUACGUUCCAACGAAGCCCCAAUAGUCAGACCUCUUGCAGUUCUAUAUGCCUUGCUAUGGUUAAGUAUUUCUAAACAAAAAUCUCAAACACCAUCCCACACCCUCUCUCUCCCGCGCAGUACUUUGAACGUUGCUUGGCCCCUACCCACAUUUUUCUUUGGAUCCGUCCCAGCUCUGUAUUACAAUCAGUAUUGAUAUUACAGAUCUCUAUAAUUAAAAAUGGUUUAAUAUAACGUAUACCUCCAAAUAGGACUUAAUGAUAAUUAUUCGUCUAAUUAGAGUAUCUUGUCUACAGGAUACUCUGUAUUCCAAACAGUUUUCAUAUUUCAGAUCUCUCUAAUUAAAUAUGCCAUGUAGUUGUAGAUCACCUCCAAAUAUAGACCACAGAUAAGUGCCUAUCCUUUGAUUUUAUGAUAAUUUUUUUUUUCUAAUUAGAGCAUUUUGACAACAGGAUGCUCUGUAUUCCAAUCAGCUUUACUAAUUACAGAUCUUUCUAAUUAAAAACACCUAAGUAUAGACCACUUCCAAUUAAUAUACACUCCGGCUAAAUGCCUAUCUUUACUUUAUGAGGAUUAUUUUUUAUUUAGAAACCAAAUCUUUUAAAGACCAUGUUAACCCCAGUCUCAAGUGUGAUCAGUAAUUAGACACACCAAUGAGACAUGAUGUAAUUAUUUUCUGAAUAUAUAUAAAAAAAAUAUUAAAGAUGAUUUUUAUUAUAUUUUUAUUUAAAUGUCUUUCAUCUGGAUCUUUAUCCUAAUACCUAAUAGAAAUGAUUAAAUUAUCACCUUAAAAUUCUUAUAAAACUGAUGAGGGAGGGAUAAAACAAGUUUGAUGGCUGCCAGCAAACGAUGUCAGCUAAAUCCAUAUAUACAAAAAAUGCAAUUAAUUGCACUAAAUAUGAUUUUGGUAUUAUCAAAGACACCAUUUCGGGUGUGCAUAGACUGGAGUUCAGUACUAUUGUAUGUAACAGAUUUGUCCAAAAAAAAGUACCAGUAUAGAAUUCCUGUUUUCGCAGUAAAUAAUCAGCGAAAACUAUAUAAAUCUGAUGAGGGAGGGAUAGAAAAUAUUUGAUGGCUGCCAGCAAUUUAAAAUCAGAUAAAAACUGCAUUUACCCAUACAAAAAAAUGCAAAUAUGGUAUGUAACAGAUUUGUCCAAACUUGUUUAUAUUUUAAUUUCAAAGUACUAGAAUUCCUUUUUUCACUGUAAAAAUAAAAUAAGGUCCAAGAUUCCAAAAAAAAGUAUGUAGGCAGAGGUGAUAAUUGAAAAAAAAAUGUAGUCUAUAAAUACUAUAGCGUGAUCUUUAACACACUGUAUUUUCCAACUACUUCACGCUGUUGAAAUGAUUACAUACUCAAGAAGACCUUUGUGACAUUUAUGAAGAUGAGUAAAAAUUCUUCCAGGUUAAUUUCUAAUUUCCUAUUAUGCCAUUAUAAUCAAACACCUUUAUUAUUUUUGCUGUCGAGAGAUAUCCAAACAUUUAGUGAACACCUGUCGUGUAUGGUAAAUUUAAUCUACCUGACACAAACUCCCAACUGUAACAGAUGGACAAAUAUUAUAUAUUCAGUUUACUGUUUGAAUAAAAUUUUUGAUUCCACCAUUGAAUUGUGUUAUACAUGUUCUAGAUAUCAUGUGUUGUUAUUUCUGAUUUGAGGUAGAUUUAGGUUAACAACUAGUGGAAUUAAUUCAAAAUUAACCUUUCCUAAAGGGCUUUACGUAGGUACCAUUUGUACACCUCCGCAUCAUGCUUUGCUAUAAAAGGUAAAUGUGGCCGUAGAUCGUAGAUAAAAAUUUGCCUGAGGCUCACCUGCCCACAUUGUCAAACUUUUUUUGACAGAAAUUUGUGAUUUGCCCAUAUAUGGAUAUAAUAUGACAUCAUGUGCAUAUAUUAUAUGUCUGUGAUGUGAGAAAUUCACACAAAUUUGUCAUACUAUAAAACUUCAUUGUAUGAAUAAAUCUUUAGAUUAAAUAGACAUUUCUAAAUUUGAAUGUUACAUUUUUAAUGUUUAUAAUCACACCAGUGAUAGCAUCAGUUGGAGGAGGGGGUGGGGGGAUGGUGGUGGGUGGCAGAAAUUCACUCCCAUGAUCAGAUAAACAAAUUCAAAAAGAAAUCACAAUAAACUGGCAAAUGUGGUUGUACUGACAUCUGGUAUUUUAUGUAUAACAUAAUGCAUUAAGUUGGACAACAUAUAAAAUCAACAUUUGUGGUGAGAUUUCUUGAUUAAAGUAAUUUGCCAUCUUUUAAUAUAUCAAGUAUCAUUUUCAUAAAGUGGGCCUCGUGUCUGUCAGCCUAGCUGCAAGGCCAGCCCACUCUAAAUGUAGUUAUAAAAUAUAAUAUUUUUUUUUUUAUAAAAUAAAUGAAUUAAACUUCACAAUGCUAAACCACAGUUACACUAUGAUGCUGUUAAACACAGAACCGUAUUAUCAAAACAAUCUAUGUUCUUUUAUUUCAUUUUCAUUCAUUUCAUUUCAUUUUUUUUAUUCGACUAUCAUUUACAAUUACAGUGACAAUAAAAUACAAUAUGUGAAAAAAAAAAUUAAUUAAAAAAAUUAAAAUGCUGGCCAGGGGUUUUCUUUUCAUUAUGAUAUAUCCUGCAGUAUAGUACUGUACUUUGACACUUAGUACUUUUACCCUCAUCUCAGUUUUAAGUUAGAUCCAGAAAUUUUUCCAUUGGGGUUUACUAAGCCCGACAUUGGUCUGAGGUAAGGGGCUGUAACCAGAUGGCCACUUAAAUUGAUAAUUUUAAUUCAAAUACAUCAUACAAUAAGGUGUUAUCGCAAAAUAUACCAAACUCAGAUGUUUCACUAUCAGCGUUAAAGUUCUUAACUUGCAUUAUGUUAGUCUUUACUUUCAUGCAGUUCAAUUAUCAGAUGUACAGUAGCUCAGGAGUGUGUAAUGUAAUGUAGGUUUUGUCCUCUAAAAGAAAAAUGUUGGGUGGGGUGGGGGAGGUGGGUGGGUACUGUAUAAUCCAUUGUACAUUGUGCAGUAUCAUUUAUAUUAUGUACAACUACCUCCAUACUCUGUGAAUUGCUCUAAAUGUUUGUAAACCUAUUCAAUGGUUGCCAUAGUGUAUGACUGAACAAAUGCUAAUUGCUAACAUGGCAGUGAACAGUACCGAAAUUCCAUGUAAGUUAUGUUUUUUAGUUAAGUGCAUUUAUUGAGAGAUUUAUGAAGUUACUAAAAGAUUCAUCAUUCCAAAGGUCAUCAGAAUCGACCUUUAUUUGUGACAAUUUAAUAAUUGAGGUUUGGACCUUUGUGAGAAUUAUAAUUUUUUGUUCUUUUUUUUUUUUUUAAUUCUCUCAAUGAAGGUGUGUACUAGUAAUUGAGGUAUGCUCUUUAUUUGUGACAAUAAUAGUUAUUUCUGUCUAUUAAAGUUCUUUAUCUGUUGUUACAAUGCAUAUCUACUGACCUGUAUAAUUGCAUGCAUAUAUUUCGAUCUCUGUCAGUCAGCAUUAAUUGGUUGACUGCUAGCGAGGCAAUGCCAAGAUAUGCAGUGGCGUAUGUAGGAAGUGUGCGUGGGUGCACACCCCCAGAAAUGCUUGCAAUCCCCAGUCACCCCCAAAAGUCAUGCUCAAGUAGAUAAAAUCACCUCAAAUCAUCUUAUUUUUUGAGCUAGCUCCCCUCAACUAAUCAUCGAGCCCCAAUUCACUCAUUCAGUUGCGCUUCGCACUACCCCCCUCCCUCCACAUUCUGCUUUUGAUUUUUUGUUUCAUACAUUGUAAUUCAUUUUAUUAUAAUUGGAAUCUACUUAUAUUAUUUUUUUCCAAUUGGAAAAAAACAAUAGAAUGUUUGUUACACAUAUAUAUUGAACCCAAAGAAUUGACAAGAAAUGAUUAAAAAUAUAUUAAUAAUGAUUUUCAAGAAUGGUAUUACAGAAUGCUACUAAUGAAUCAAAUCUGUUUAAAAAGUUCUGUGGUUGGCAGGAUAUAUUAAUUUGUCCAAAUGCCCAUCAGUUUGUUUAUUGUUAUGUACAGGUGGAUUGAUAUAUGCAAAUAAAGCUUGCUGUUUACAAGCA